This is a messenger RNA of Lactuca sativa (garden lettuce), 1811 nucleotides long. RefSeq names its product protein FAR1-RELATED SEQUENCE 5-like. Lineage: Eukaryota; Viridiplantae; Streptophyta; Magnoliopsida; Asterales; Asteraceae. The record is from RefSeq and is a predicted model, not a curated record.
GUUUUUUGUGAGACACGAGGACAACAUCUUAGCCAUUGAUCAUAACUGAUCAUGUGGCAGGUAGAAAAACAUGAUUAAGACUUAUUAACGUACAUCAUUUGUUAAUUAGGGGCAGAUUAGUCAUUAUUAUGUUAAAUAUCUCAUCAGUACAUCUGUUACAUAAAUUAGGGUCAUAUUCACGUAAUCAAGAUAUUCGUCUCCAUCAAUCUUCAAGUCUUUGGCCAAUUCAUCGGUGAUAUAGGACCAUCAUUCAUUGAUUGAUCAGUUAUCCUCUUGUAUCAAAAUCGUCAUAUUCAGUUAUGGAUGAUUUGGAUAUGCAUGACAUCGAAAACAAUCAUCUUGAUGAAGAAAAUCAUCAGUUCGGUUAUACUGAUUCAGAGUUUCUUCAUAACGAGGAAAAUCAAUCGGAAACCCAAGAUAUGAAUGACAUCGGAAAUGAUCAUUACGAUGAAGAAAAUCAUCAAUUCAGAUCUGGUGAUUCAGAGAUUCUGGACAAUGAUGGAAAUCAAUUGGAAAUCGAAGUUCAAAGUGACAAUGUUGCAGCAGAAUAUGGAUCUUGCAAAGAAUUCAUUGGAGCUGAUGGUUCUUUAUUUUGGAUUCCAGUGGUUGAACCUGGUUGGAUACCUACUUUGGGUUCAAUUUUUAAAGAUAUAAAAGAUGCUAUUAAGUGGUAUAAAGGAUAUGCAUUAAGAUCUGGUUUUGAUAUUAGAAAAUCAACAGAGAGGAAAAAGAGUGGAAUCACAACUUCGAAAUAUUUUAUAUGCAAUAGAGGGGGAUUGCCAAACACUUCUAUCUUAGACACAAUUAGUGAUGAUCAUAAUAAGCAAUUGAGAAAUAGUAAUUGUAAACGCACAAAUUGCAAAGCUUUUGUUGCAUUCAAAGCUAUACCACAUUCUUCAGAAGUUUACCUGUGGCGCUUUGAACAACAACACAACCACAAAUUGAUCAAUCAAGAUUGUAUGCAUCUUUCAAGAGCUAAACGUCAGUUGAGUGUUGUUGAUCAAGCUUUUAUACAUAAGCUUUCGAGUGCAAAGGUGGGGGCAACUACAACAUAUAGACUAAUGUGCGUUAUAAAAGGAGGAUGUGAAUUUGUUGAUGGACUAGAGAUAGAUUGGAAAAAUUUUACAAGGGAUAUAAAUUGUCACAUCGGGGGAACUGAUGCAAAUUUGUUGAUUACAAAGCUUCAGAAUCGUAAAGAGAAUGUUACAAAUUUUACAUACGAAUACAGAUGUGACAAGAAGCAGUUAAAUGCUCUCUUUUGGGCUGAUGACACUUCAAAACAAAACUAUGAGUUAUUUGGGGACGUUGUUUCGUUUGAUGCAACAUAUCGUACAAACAGGUAUUGUAUGGUAUUUGUACCUUUUACUGGCAUUGAUAAUCACAAAAGGUGCGUCACUUUUGGAGCUGGUUUGUUGUGUAGAGAAGAUACAAAUUCCUAUAUUUGGUUACUUCGGUCAUUCUUGAAGUGUUUUGGAAAAGCACCAAUCAUGGUCGUGACCGAUCAAGAUCCAGCAAUGAAAAAAGCUAUUGAGAUAGUAUUUCCAUACACAAAACAUAGAUUUUGUAUGUGGCAUAUCACAAGUAAACUUCCAUUGAAGGUAAGCUGGGAAACAAUGAAUGAAUCAGAUUUUAAGGCGGACUUCAAUAGUAUAGUAUGAGACUCCAAAAUUGCUGUCAAUGAUUUUGAAAUGAGAUGGGAUGCAUUGAUGGUAAAAUAUAAGUUGCAAGACAAUAAAUGGAUGAAAGAUAUGUUUGAUUUGAGAAGCAGUUGGAUUCCAGCCUAUUUUAAAGAUGUACCGAUGUCAGGUCUA